Molecule: messenger RNA, 2125 nt
Organism: Fonticula alba
Lineage: Eukaryota; Rotosphaerida; Fonticulaceae
Exons: 4
Coding region: 114-2072 (652 amino acids)
Biological process (GO): double-strand break repair via single-strand annealing; mitotic recombination; double-strand break repair via homologous recombination
Cellular component (GO): nucleus
Source: RefSeq, a predicted model, not a curated record
ACACGCACACACACACGCACACACUUGUCCCAACACGUCUUCCCGAUCUCCUUCCAUCCCGUUCUUCCCCUCGUUUGCUCCCGGUCUGUACAUCCGUACGCACAAUAAUACCGAUGGACUCCGGCCUGCAUGAUACGUCGGUGCCGGUGCACAUGCUGCCCAAUGUCUGGGGCAUCAACUGCGAGUUCACCCCCGAAGAGCAGGCCGCCAUCCAGACAUGCCUGCAGCAGCAGCUCGGUCCCGAGUAUAUUGCCUAUCGUAAGGGCCCGAGUGGACGUGACGAGGUCCCAUACAUUGAGGGCUGGCGCGCGAUCGAACUCUCCAACGAGACGUUCGGUUUUGGUGGCUGGUCCUCGGCCGUGAAAAACAUCAGCGUCGACUUUCUCCAGGAAAUUGGCGAAGGGCGCUUCUCUUGCGGCGUGUCGGCCCUCAUCCGGGUGACGCUGAAGAAUGGCUGCUUCCAUGAGGAUGUCGGGUACGGGUCAGCGGACAACAUUCGCGGACGCGGCGCCAUCCUGGAGAAGUGCAAAAAGGAGGCCAUCACCGAUGGGAUCAAGCGUGCCCUGCGCAUGUUCGGCAACAGUCUCGGCAACAGCCUGUACGACAAGAUUUUCCUGACGGCCGUCAAGCGCGACCGGGCCACCGGCGCCAGUGGCCGGCAAAUCAGCCCGAGCAAUUAUCGUCGCGAGGGUGAUGGCGGGCCGCAGCGCUUCAUGCCUGGGGUCAAGUUUGAGCCCGACGGCGAGGACUUCGACGAGGACUCGAUGGCCGCCAACGGCGCGGCCGAUACCACCCCUCGGCACCAGGGGUCCGGUCUGGCCAUGCCCGGCUGGGCCGCCGGUCCGGCCGAGCGCAAGCCGGUCAUCACCCCCGGCCAGAGCCCCAUCACCGGGGCGUCUCCCCAACAGCAGCAGCAGCAACAACAUCAUCAUCAUCAUCAACAUCACCCCCAGCAGCGACCCCCUGCACUGGCUGGCACCCUGCAGCGUCCGGGGCAUGUGUCCUCCCAGGCUGGUGGCGCCAUGCCUCUGCCCCACCAGCAUCAACACUUGCCGCAGCAGCAGCAGCACCAGCAGCAACAGCAGCAGCAGGCAUACCGCGGCCCGGCCGGUGCGUUUUCCCCGCAUGCUGACGGCCCGGCCCCGGAGGACCGGCAGGGGAGCGCCGAGGAGAAUGUCUCCUCGGCCAAGCGCUUUCGCCCGCAUGGGGGCCCUGGUGCCUCGCCCCUGACCCACCACCAGACCCCGGUGCCGACCCCGGUGUCUCUGCCACAGCAGCAGCAGCAGCAGCAGCAACCCUGGCAGCACCCGCCCCAGGGCCCACAUUCUCACGCUCUCGCGCCAUCUCCCCACCACGCGCAGGCCACUAGAACGGGUCCCCACUUGCAACAGCAGCAGCAGCAGCAGCAGCAGCAACCGCCGCACCACCAGUCCUCUGCCUCGCCUUCACAUCAUGCCCCGGCGCCCUCCCUGAUGUCGGCCAACCCCGAGCCGCAUCAUGCCGGGCCUCUGCUCGCCAACCGACCGGCCUCCGGGACUUCCAGUGGCAACAUUUUCGCGGAUUUCGAUGAAGACGAUCUGCACAUGCAAGCGAUGCGCCCAGCCCCGGAUGCUGGUGGGGAUGCGCGGGAUAUCCAGGCGCCAGUGCCAUCCCUCCCGGCUUCGUCCCCACACUCCCGCCACUCGUCGAGCUCCCCCGGGGCCACCUCUUCAGCCUCCUCCGCCUCCUCCGCCUCCUCCGCCUCCUCACAAUCCAUCGGUCCUGAUUCCCGGACCCCAUCCUCGCCGGACGUCCCCCGGUCGCAGGGACACCCCUCGUCGGUGCCGCCGCCGCAACCGGCACCGCCCGGCAGUAGCCCCGCCGCGUCUGGCCCUGCUUCCACGCCCGGGUCGCAGCCCCGCUCCCCUGGUGGCGGGCAUCUCCCCACGAGCGCCGGCAAUAGCCAACAGUACUUCCGCCCGGGGCCAACGCCCCCGGCGCUGCCCGGCGACGCGGAUCCCCUUUCCCCUGGGGACACCCCCUCCAGCCCGCACCCGCCUCCCCCCUUGGUGCCGCACUUCAAACAGGAGUGAGCUUGUGCCCCCUCCGAGCCCCUUUGACACCCAAUACACCUGCCCCCACCAUC